AUGCGUCUGUUUAUUGUUCUCAUGCUGCUCUACUUUAUCUUAAUGUUCCAAAAUACGAACGGUAAUGGCUGUUGUACUUGUACUUGCUGCCGUGGUCAAGGCUGUGUACCCAAACAAAAACCGUCUUUUAACGUUGACGGUUGUGAUUCAGUUGGCAAAUGUAAUACUGAAUGUUGUCAACGUUAUACACAAAAUUGUUUUCCAUUACCAGGACCAGGCUAUAUCGAUUCAGUUUGUAACAGUUCGACAGUUUGUACUUAG
Messenger RNA from Adineta ricciae, 261 nucleotides. Lineage: Eukaryota; Metazoa; Rotifera; Eurotatoria; Adinetida; Adinetidae. The record is from the annotation of a GenBank genome assembly.